Sclerotinia borealis F-4128 is the source of this 786-nucleotide messenger RNA. The record is from the annotation of a GenBank genome assembly. Lineage: Eukaryota; Fungi; Ascomycota; Leotiomycetes; Helotiales; Sclerotiniaceae.
AUGGCUUCCAUAACUCCUUCAUCAGAUCAACCAAAGAUCAAACUCUACUGGCUCAACCAAUCCCGCUCCCAACGAGUCCUCUGGCUCCUAGAAGAACUCCACAUUCCCUACGAACUCGAGAUACUCCACCGUCAACCCUCCAAACUCGCACCUCCCGAGCUCAAAAAGAUUCACGCGUUAGGGAAAUCUCCCGUUCUUACUAUUCUUUCUCCGGGAGCGACGGAACCGGUGGUAUUGGCCGAGAGUGCCUUUAUUAUGGAAUACCUCCUCGACCAUUUCGCCCACGGAAGCACAAGCACACUCCUCCCCACCCGCUGGAAAGCCGGACUUAAAAAUACCAUCGGCGGUGAAACAGAAGAAUGGCUUCGUUUCCGCUAUUACAUGCAUUAUGCCGAAGGCUCGCUUAUGCCCCUCAUGCUCGUCGCUCUCAUAAUGUCCAUGCUAAAUUCCCCCACCCUUCCCUUCUUCAUCCGCCCCAUCACAUACCUCAUAACCUCCAAAGUCCACUCAUCGUUCCUAACUCCAAACUUCACCACCCAUUUCUCCUUCCUCAAUUCCCAAAUCCAAUCUUCGCCCCAAAACGGCAAAUAUCUCUGUGGUGCACAUCUUACCGGUGCAGAUAUCCUCAUGUCGUUCCCGCUUGUUGCGGCGAAACAGCGUGCUGGGUUGACGAAAGAUGCGUAUCCGGAAUUAUUUGAGUAUGUGGAGAGAUUGGAGGGGGAAGAGGGGUAUAAGAGGGCGGUGGAGAAGAUUGUGGAGAUGGAGGGGGAGUUUAGGGCGCUUUGA